This is a messenger RNA of Myxocyprinus asiaticus (Chinese sucker), 1323 nucleotides long. Its product is annotated as complement C1q and tumor necrosis factor-related protein 9-like. Gene Ontology annotation, molecular function: protein binding. The record is from RefSeq and is a predicted model, not a curated record. NCBI's taxonomy places the organism in Eukaryota, Metazoa, Chordata, Actinopteri, Cypriniformes, Catostomidae. The coding region runs from base 113 to 1132 and encodes 339 amino acids. The transcript is spliced from 3 exons.
GUGAUGUUAUUGGAAUGACAAAAUCUUCAAAUCUUUGUGCACAUUUAGCCAACACAGUUUUUAAUCACAGUUUUUUGGACAUUUGUCUGCUGCAGAGGUGGUUGAGAGAACCAUGCUCUUUCCCAGACAGAUUUUUAUGCUUUUUCUAGUCCUGUUGGUCAAUGCUGCAGAGCAGGAAGUUUCUGAAAAGAAAGACGGCUGUAUGUGGGGUCACCCCGGAAUCCCAGGAGACCCAGGACACAAUGGAAUGCCAGGUCGUGAUGGCAGAGAUGGGGCCAAGGGGGACAAAGGAGAUAGAGGGGACAUAGGAACCUGCGGGGAAGCUGGUAAACAUGGACCAAAAGGAGAUAAAGGAGAACCUGGUAUUGCUGGCAUGGGUGGUAUGAAAGGGCGGCGUGGAGAUAAUGGUGACAGGGGCCCACCAGGCAAAAUGGGACCCCAAGGCUUCCCAGGGCCACUAGGUUUGAAAGGCCAGAAGGGAGAAAUAGGUCUGCAAGGACCACAGGGCAUCAAAGGGGAGGUAGGCCCUGAAGGUCCUGAAGGACCAAAAGGAGACAUUGGCUUUAAAGGAGAGAAGGGCUUACAGGGCCCUUUGGGGCCUCUAGGACGACCAGGCCCAAAGGGUGAUCUUGGCAAUCAAGGUAUCAAAGGCAGCAUUGGUUUGCGCGGUGAGAAAGGGUCAAAAGGCAACAUUGGAGAACAAGGUCCAAAAGGUGACAUGCCUGAGAUACCAAAAAGUGCUUUCUCAGCUGGACUGAGUGAAACCUCUAAAAUACCUCCUGCUAACACACCAAUUCGUUUUGAUAAAAUCCUCUAUAACCGCCAGGGUCACUAUGACCCUCAGACCGGCCGCUUCACCUGUGCCAUCAGUGGAGCCUAUUAUUUCACCUAUCAUAUCACUGUCUACUCUCGCAAUGUUAAAGUGGCACUGGUAAAGAAUGGUCAGCGAAUGAUCCACACCAUGGACAACUACCAAAGUGGCGAGGACCAGGCGGCAGGGGGAGCGGUCCUAGACCUGGAGGUGGGAGACAAGGUGUGGCUACAAGUGGCUGACGGAGAGCUAUUUAACGGGCUUUAUGCAGAUGAAGAUGAUGACACUGUUUUUUCUGGAUUUCUCCUCUUUGCAGCCUAAAUUAUCUACCCUGAAGAGCCCUUUGUUCAACUGAUGAUGGAUAGCAUGUGCACAUGUACUUUAAAAUUAAAUAUUUUAAAUCCACUAAAUGGUCUCACAUGCAAUACUUGUUUUUGUGUUGAUUUUCUUCUUUUGACAGAUUUGCUAUAAUAUCACCAUCAUUUUCAAUUAAACUUACAAGAUAACCCAUA